Messenger RNA from Cuscuta europaea, 2830 nucleotides. NCBI's taxonomy places the organism in Eukaryota, Viridiplantae, Streptophyta, Magnoliopsida, Solanales, Convolvulaceae. The record is from the annotation of a GenBank genome assembly.
UGACUAUUCUUUUUUAAUGUGAAUGAACAAUUGGUGAUAAUUGGAGUCUUGUUCUCAUUAUCUGAGCUCUUUCAUGGAGGCGUCUUCAGUCCACGGAGCUCGGAAUUCCUUCCAUUGUGCCAAGGAGAGCGCGGCUGAUUCCACCGCUCAAGAAGAUUUUUGUGAGCCAUCUGAGGAACUCUCAGAGAAUCAAGACAAGUCUGAGGUCUAUAUGGCAUGUGUGAUGAAUGGUCAUAGAAUUGGGGUUUCCUAUUACGACUCCAGCAUACGCCACCUCUAUGUAAUGGAAAUUUGGGAAGAUGGGAAUGAAUACUUUCCCUUGGUUGAUAUGGUAAAAUACCAAGUGCAACCUGGAGUCAUCUACACUAGCACAAAAACAGAGGAGUCUUUCUUGUCUGCCUUACAGAGAUGUGAUGAAGCAAGUAGGUCUGCCACUGUAAAGCUGGUAAAGAGUUCAAUAUUCAGCUAUGAGCAAGCAUGGCACAGAUUGAUGUACCUUCAGGUCACAGGGAUGGAUGAGAGCUUAACUAUCAAAGAGAGGAUUGCCUUUCUGAGUUCUAUGAUGGACAUUAGCAGUGAUGCUCAAGUGCGCGCAAGUGGAGGGCUUCUCGCCAUACUGGAGGAUGAAAGGAUAGUAGAUACCCAUGAACAAAAUGAAUUUGGAAAUGCAUCUAUUGCUAUUGACUCCAUUGGUGAAAUUUCUUUAAAAAAAUUUCUGAAACUUGAUUCAGCUGCCCAUGAGGCAUUACAAAUAUUCCAAAUAGACAAACAUCCUAGCCAUAUGGGGAUUGGGAAAGCAAAAGAGGGGUUCUCCGUAUUUGGAAUGAUGAAUAAGUGUGUUACACCAUUAGGAAGACGUCUUUUGAGGAACUGGUUUCUGAGGCCCAUACUGGAUCUUGAUGUUUUAAAUGCCCGGCUUGAUGCUAUAUCAUUUCUCUUGUAUGCCAAAGAACUAUCAUUUUCCUUGCGUGAAACAUUGAAGUCAGUGAAAGAUGUUCCCCGCAUACUGAAGAAAUUCAACUCCCCAAGCUCUACAUGCAUGAAUACGGACUGGGCUGCUUUUCUGAAGAGUAUUUGCUCACUCUUGCAUAUCAACAAAAUAUUCGAAGUGGGCAUUUCUGAAGAUCUUAGAGAUCAGUUGAAGUCUUUGAACAUAGGUAUUGUUAAUAAGGUUGCCGAGGACCUUUCAAGUGAUCUGGCUUUUGUUUGUGAACUGGUAGUUGGUGUUCUUGAUGUAAAUAGAAGUAAAGAGAAGGGUUAUGAGACGAUUGUGAAAGACGGUUUCUGUGAUGAGUUGGAUGAGCUGAGGCAAAUAUACGAAGGAUUGCCUGACUUUCUGGACGAGGUUUCAUUAAUAGAACGUGCAAGACUCCCUCACAUGAUGGGAGAUAAGGGCGUCCCUUGUAUUGUCUAUAUGCAUCAAAUAGGCUUCUUAUUCUGUAUUUUCAAUAGAAAACUUGAUGAAGAAAUGCAAGAGAAACCUCCUGAUUUUGAGUUUUCUUUUGUCGAUGAGGAUGGAGAUAACAAGAAGUUCUUUUACCGCACCUCAAAAACACGAGAGUUGGAUACCCUUCUUGGAGAUAUAUACCAUAAAAUCCUGGACAUGGAGAGAGCAAUUACAAGGGACAUAGUAUCACAUGUCCUACAAUUUGUAGUUCCCAUCCACAAUGCUGUUAAUUUUGCAGCUGAGCUUGAUUGCCUCUUAUCAUUAUCACUGGUUGCUCGUCAAAACAACUAUAUAAGGCCAACCUUGACUGCACAAAAUGUUCUUGACAUACAUAACGGAAGACAUCUUUUGCAGGAAAUGACAGUUGAUACAUUCAUUCCCAAUGAUACAAAGAUUUCAGAAGAAGGAAGGGUUAAUAUCAUAACAGGGCCUAACUAUUCUGGUAAAAGUAUAUAUGUAAAGCAGGUCGCAUUAAUAGUCUUUCUUUCCCAUAUUGGAAGUUUUGUACCAGCUGAGGCAGCAACAGUGGGUCUAACUGACAGGAUAUUUUGUGCAACGGGAAGCAAGUUUAUGACUGCUGAACAGUCAACGUUUAUGAUUGAUCUGCAUCAAGUGGGAAUAAUGUUAAGGCAUGCAACCCCUCAUUCCUUGUGCUUGUUGGAUGAAUUUGGAAAGGGCACUCUCGCUGAAGAUGGCAUUGGUGUCCUUGGUGGAGUUAUAAAUCAUUUUGUAUCCUGUUAUGAACCUCCAAAGGUUCUUGUCUGUACUCAUUUGACAGAGGUAUUCGAUAGUGGAUGCUUAUUGGAGUCCAAAAGGAUCAAAUAUUACACCAUGAGUGUGUUAAGUCCAGAAAAAGGUUCUGGUGAUCUUGAAGAUGUUGUAUUCUUGUAUAGGCUGGUUCCAGGCCGUGCACUUCUUAGCUUUGGAUUACAUUGUGCACUGCUUGCAGGAAUACCCCAAGAAGUCGUUAAGCGAGCAGUGGCUGUUUUGGAUGCUCUGAAAAAUGACCAGCAUAUUGAUCGGCUGCAUAGUGAGAAUGUAUUGGUUCGUGAUCAGCAUUACAAGGAUGCAGUGGAGAAGUUGCUAGCCUUUGAUGCAAUGCAUGGAGACAUGCGCCAGUUCUUUGAAAACAUUCUUCCUUCAUAGUUUCAAGAGUGCUCGCAUUACAUCCAGUGUCUCAUACUCUCAUCUCCUUGCAUGCAAAACCUGUUGAUAAAUAUUUGAUAACAUAUAUGAUAGAAUGUUAGAUGAGGGCUUUCCUAAAAUACUAUUGAAAUAAAAUUUAUGAAGAAAAAUGUGACUAAAUUUACUAUGAGUAUACCUUCAUGAUCAUUGCUGUCUAGAAUUGAAUAUAAUCACCCACAAACAGUGACUAUUUUAGUC